Messenger RNA from Penicillium angulare, 204 nucleotides. RefSeq lists its product as uncharacterized. Lineage: Eukaryota; Fungi; Ascomycota; Eurotiomycetes; Eurotiales; Aspergillaceae. The record is from RefSeq and is a predicted model, not a curated record. The transcript is spliced from 2 exons. Bases 1 to 204 code for a protein of 67 amino acids. Gene Ontology annotation, molecular function: zinc ion binding; carbonate dehydratase activity.
AUGCGUGCCCCAAACGCCAGUGGCAGUGUCCAGGACCUUACACUCCCGGGAUUUGAAGAUCUUGAGCGGAGUGUUCAAGAAGAUGUGCAGCUUGUCAAGAAUUCUCCACUUAUCCGAAAGGAACUUGCCGACCGAACCUGGGGAUUCAUAUAUGACCUGAAAACUGGCGCAGUGAAGCCAGUUCCUGAAUUAAGUCCGGUCUGA